CGGUUCCUGGCAAGGGCCAGCCCCGGCCGUUCUCGCGUCUCUGCCGGCCCGCUGUGGGCCGCUCCGGCCGGUGCUUUGACCGGGCGCCUCCGUGCGCUCGGCCAACGGCCUUUGGGAGCGCCCACCCGAACGCCCCGGGAGCCAGCGGGCGGCGGCCCUCGCCCGAGACCCUCCAGCGGGCCCAGGGGGACAAAAGUGGCUCUAAAUCCAGCAUAGGCACCUUGAAGGACGUUAAAGGAUUUAAUAUGAACCACAGAAGCAGAUAGUGCCGAAUAGCAAGCAGCCACUGGUACACAUUUGUGAGUAAAAAUUUUGUCUUUUGCCUCUAUUUUCUUAGUCUUUAAGCCAUCUGCGUGCCAGAUCCUCAAAGUUCCCACCUUUGGGUAAAGAAUAAAGGAAGCAGUUUAGCAGUCGUAAUUACUAAUUAACCGCUUGUCCCUAAGUAACUUGUUGCAACCUCCAAGAACUGUCCUCAGCAUCUCAUUGAGUGAGGUUGGUCAAGGGUAGUAACAUAUCUCUGACAUGCAGGUUAGGAGAUACCCCAGGUAUGACUGGCCUUUAAUUACCCCAGGUAGAACGGUCUUUAAUUGUUAUUGCCCUUGAUUUACAUAUAAUACUUUUUGCUGAAAAUUCAGUAUAAUUUGGCUUUUGAAGUCAUUUCCUUUUAAAGAAACCAUUACUUCUACAUCGGUUUUUUAGGCCACGUCAAGUACAUUUACUUCUGACCUUUACAUUCUCGUCGUGAUUUCUUCAUUUGUGUUGUGCUUGUCUUAAAAAAGAAAAGGACUUUUAUUCCCCUUCAGAAUAUAACGAUUAAAGGAGUUUUAUGGCAAGAUGUUUGUUUUUAAUCUGACUGCACAUUCUUCUGUAUAUUUGAUUAGCUUUAUCCCGUUUGCAAAAUCAUAAAAUAGUGACUGUGCAUAAAACCAUCUUCUUGAUUUUUCAGACGUAGAAUAACUGUUUAGUAGAAAUGUGAAAAGUGGUUUUGUGGAUCAGGUCUUAGUAGAUCAUUUUAAGGGGAUAUUUACUUUUAUUCAUGGCUUUUUUUGUGUAAUAAAAUGAACUGUGGAAAUACUGAUCUUUAUUCUUUCUUUUUUACAGCUGGAAAAGCAGUCUUGGUGUUGUUAUGUUCACCUCCAAAAAAGUUCAGAUCUGUAGGGCGAUUGUUGCAUAAAGGAAACUGAACCACAGGGUAGCAGUAUUUUAAUAGCUGUUCUAGGUGUGUAUGUACUGUGUUGCAAAUGAGUGAAAGAACAAGCAGUGAUACACCAGUAGGAAGGUCAGUGACACUUUAUUCAGUUGAGCUGCUAUUAUAGGCUUGAGAGAUUGCGGCUUGAAAGCUGGUCGCCAUAGGCUGAUCUUUUAUGCUUUCACCAGCACUAUGUGUAUGGGGGGAGCUUUCUUCGCCAUUUCCCCGAAGCAUGGGUCCUUCUCUAAUUUAGAAGGUUAUUCCAUGCGUCGGUACUGUCUCUCCCCUUAAUGGCAUGUUAUGCUUUUUAAAAAUAUACAUGUAAAUACAGUAUUAACUGCAAAGAAAUGUGAAGCUUCUGAUUCCCCCAAAAUGAACACGUCCGUUAAGGAUUAUUACUACAGAGUCUAUAUUUGACGUUCUUUGCAUCUCGGUCACCAGGUAUACAUUUAGUAAGAGAAGUUUUAGUUUGUAUUUUGUGCUUUUUCAGGGGACUACAUCUUUUAAAAUAAAUUGAGAAUUAGCCUUAUUUACGUUAUGAAUCUGAUUUUCAUCAUUAAAAGGUUUUAUUUUUUUCAUGCAUGACAGCAAUUUCUCAUUUCAUUUUUGGAAAAUCCUAGCAGCUUUCCGUCAAAUGAUUGAUUAGGAGAUUUUAAUUUAAAUUUUCUUUCAGACAUUUUUGAAUUAUAAGCAGCAUGCAUAUCUGUGCAGAGAGAAAGAGAGGAAGUGUGUGUGUGUGUGCGUGUGUGCAUGUGUGUGUGUGUGCACGCGCAUUUGUUUUGUGGUUAUACAGUGAUUUAAAAACUUGCUCCUAAGCAGUGUCUUCAAGGUGCAAAUUCAGCUGAUAAAGUGAGAAGGCAUUCUGUUGAGGAAACCGUUUUCUUCGCUCUUUUGUUUUUGCUUUGUAUGUGUUUGGUACUCGCAAAAGAGAAGGCCCCUUCUGCUCUUCCCACAAGAGUGAGUGGGGCAGCAUUUCCUUCUCCCCGCGCUGCUGAGAUGGCGGAAAUUAGUCGAAUUCAGUAUGAAAUGGAAUACACCGAAGGUAUUAGUCAGCAGAUGAGGGUCCCGGAAAGAUUAAAGGUAGCACCACCAAAUGCUGAUCUGGAGCAAGGAUUCCAAGAAGGAGCUCCGAAUGCUAGCGUCGUUAUGCAGGUUCCAGAGAGGAUCGUUGUGGCAGGAAAUAAUGAAGACAUUCCAUUUUCAAGACCAGCGGAUCUUGACCUUAUACAGUCAACUCCCUUUAAACCUCUGGCACUGAAAACCCCGCCUCGUGUACUAACACUAAGUGAAAGACCGCUAGAUUUUCUGGAUUUAGAAAGGCCUCCUGCAACCCCGCAAAAUGAAGAAAUCCGUGCAGUUGGCAGGCUAAAAAGAGAGCGCUCCAUGAGUGAGAAUGCCGUUCGCCCAAACGGACAGCUGCUCAGAGCUGACUCAAUGUGGCACAGAUCAUAUUCUGCCCCAAGAAAUAAAAUGUCAAGGUUCCAGGCACCGAUUUCUGCACCGGAGUACACUGUGACACCGGCGCCCCAACAGGUCCGGGCCUGUCUUCCCCAAACAUUACCUGAAGGUGGAGCUAAUCUUCCCUCCGCUCGAGGCAUUUUGUCGCUUAUCCAGUCUUCCACUCGUAGGGCUUACCAGCAGAUCUUGGAUGUGCUGGAUGAAAAUCGCAGUGUGAGAAGACAAAAUGAAAUACGUUGUGAAAGACCCGUGUUGCGGGGUGGGUCUGCUGCCGCCACUUCUAAUCCGCAUCAUGACAACGUCAGGCAUGGCAUGUCACAUAUAGAUGCAACAAUUGAAGGAACUUCGGACGACAUGACUGUUGUAGAUGCGGCUUCAUUAAGACGGCAGAUAAUCAAACUAAAUAGACGUCUACAACUUCUAGAAGAGGAGAACAAAGAGCGCGCGAAGAGAGAAAUGGUCAUGUAUUCGAUUACUGUAGCGUUCUGGCUGCUUAACAGCUGGCUCUGGUUUCGCCGCUAGAGGUAACCUCGGCUCUGGAAAAUUCUGUCUCAACAGCUGGAAACAUAAAGAACUUGCAAACUUCUCUGUUUCUGUGUUUGCAUUGUAUGCCGUUUUAUAGUCCGUGCCCUGCCCGUGUAUUUCUUCCAGAAAGGAGGGGGGAAGGGCUGAUAACUUGGGGAAGUAAAGGCCCAUUCUCUCCCUCCACUGUGGUCACUGUCGAGCAGUUCUGCAGUAACACACACACACUUCACAUUCUCCCUUUGCAUGUUUUGUAAAUAGGCUCUAGUUUGUUUUUCUUUAAGGGAAAUGAUUUUUGCCUCAUCAGUCCUCACAAUUAAUUCUCUGAAUGGGAAAGAGAGUGCAUAGUGAGUGGAUUUAGAAAAGUAUCUGUAAAAGAAGACUAGUCCUUUAUUUUGUCCUGUUUCUCAAACGCGAUUGAGUGAAACAGUUCCGUCAAUAGACAUUUUUGCAUCCACACUUCAGCGUUCGCGCUUCCAUAGUCAUGGUCUGGUGUCAGGUUUAAUGAAGUCAAGGCGCCUCAUGUUUUACAGUCACCUUCGUUAAAAUAAUUCCUGACAUUUCCAGCAGUUUAUCUAAUACAUGUGUAAAAUGUGCAUUCUUAUUUUUAUUUUAAUUUUGCAGAUGGUUUUCUAUAAAGUAUGUUUUUACUAAGCCCCGUGUGAAUGAUUUAAAAAACCACAGAAUAAGGUACAAAUGUAGUGUAUUUAAUAAACUGUCAAUGAAAGCAA
Leopardus geoffroyi (Geoffroy's cat) is the source of this 3900-nucleotide messenger RNA. It is a transcript of the gene MFF, whose product is annotated as mitochondrial fission factor. Lineage: Eukaryota; Metazoa; Chordata; Mammalia; Carnivora; Felidae. The coding region runs from base 2096 to 3169 and encodes 357 amino acids. The record is from RefSeq and is a predicted model, not a curated record. Gene Ontology annotation, cellular component: mitochondrial outer membrane; peroxisome. The transcript is spliced from 11 exons. Gene Ontology annotation, biological process: positive regulation of mitochondrial fission.